Capra hircus (goat) is the source of this 5692-nucleotide messenger RNA. It is a transcript of the gene LAMB4, whose product is annotated as laminin subunit beta 4. The record is from RefSeq and is a predicted model, not a curated record. Lineage: Eukaryota; Metazoa; Chordata; Mammalia; Artiodactyla; Bovidae.
AUGCAAUUUCAACUGACCUUUCUUUUGCACCUUGGGUUGCUAAGUUAUGUGGACGCUCAAGAAGAAUGCAGCAGAGAUGCCUGUCACCCCCCAACCGGCGAUCUCCUGGUGGGUCACAGCGGGCAGCUCACAGCUUCUUCUACCUGUGGACUGGACAGAGCCCGGAAAUACUGCAUCCUCAGCUACCUCGAGGGGGAACAAAAAUGCUUCAUCUGUGAUUCCAGAUUUCCAUAUGAUCCACACACCCAACCCAACAGCCACACCAUCGAGAACGUAAUCACAAGUUUUGAACCAGAGAGAGAAAAGAAGUGGUGGCAAUCUGAAAAUGGUAUGACCACGUCUUGUCAUGUCAGCAUUAGACUGGACCUAGAGGCCUUAUUUCAGCUCAGUCACCUUAUUCUGACCUUUAAGACUUUUCGACCUGCUGCAAUGUUAGUUGAACGCUCCACAGAUGGACACACCUGGAGAGUGUUCAAAUAUUUUGCCAAAGAUUGUGCUACUUCCUUCCCUAACAUCAUAUCUGGCUAGGCCCAGGGAGUGGGAGACCUUGUUUGUGACUCCGAAUAUUUGGAUAUUGAACCCGCCACUGGUGGUAAGGUUGUUUUAAAGGUGUUGGAUCCCAGCUUUGAAAUAGAAAACCCUUACAGCCCUUAUAUCCAGGACCUUGUGACAUUAACAAACCUGAGGAUAAACUUUACCAGGCUCCAUACUCUUGGGGAUACUUUGCUUGGAAGAAGGCAAAAUGAUUCCCUUGAUAAAUACUACUAUGCUCUGUAUGAGAUGGUGAUUCGUGGAAGCUGUUUUUGCAAUGGCCAUGCUAGCGAAUGUGUUUCAACACAGAAGACGCGCAGUGAUGUUUUCAGCCCUCCAGGCAUGGUUCACGGUCGCUGCAUCUGUCAGCACAACACAGAUGGCCCACACCGUGAGAGGUGCAAGGACUUCUUCCAGGAUGUUCCUCGGAGGCCAGCUAUGGGCCUCCGGGACAGUGCUUGCUGAGCUUGUCACUUUAACGGCCACUCUGACUGCUGUCACUUCGACAUGACUGCAUACCUGGCGCGCGGGGGCCGCAGUGGGGGCAUGUGUGACGACUGCCAGCACAACACCCAGGGCCAGCACUGUGACCGCUGCAGACGUCUCUUCUACAGGGACCCCCGUAAGGCCAUCUCAGAUCCUGACACGUGCAUUCCUUGUGAGUGUGACCCUGAUGGGACCAUUUCAGGUGGGCUUUGUGUGAGCCACUCUGAUCCUGACUUGGGGUCUAUGACCGGCCGAUGCCUGUGUAAGGAGAAAGUGGAAGGAGCAAAAUGUGACAGAUGCAAGCCAGACCACUAUGGACUGGGCGCCCCGGACCCCCUCGGCCAUCAGUCCUGCGACUGUCACCCCCUUGGGAGUCUGCUGCCCUUGACCUAUGAUGUGGAUACAGGCCAAUGCUUGUGUCAGCCAUUUGCUACUGGACUACACUGUGAAGAAUGCACUGCUGGAUACUGGGGACUAGAAAAUCACCUCCAUGGAUGUUCUCCCUGUGACUGUUAUAUUGGAGGCGCUUAUUCCAACACGGAAGUCAGUAAAAUGAGUGAGUGCUCACCCAAGAAUGGGCAGUGUGAUUGUCACCCCCACAUUAUAGGUCGCAGCUGCACUGAGCCAGCGCCUGGCUAUUUCUUUGCUUCUUUGAAUUUCUACCUCUACGAGGCAGAGGAAGCCACACCACUUCAGAGACUGGCACCUUUGAGCUCGGUGACUUCUGACCAACUGCCUGCUGUUUCCAUCUUUCUCCAAGAGCCAGUUCCUGGGAUGCCCGUUACAUGGACAGGACCUGGAUUUGCCAGGGUUCUCCCUGGGGCUGGUUUGAGAUUUGCUGUGGGGAACAGCCCUGUUCCCAUGGAUUUCACAGUUGCCAUUCGCUAUGAAACUCGGUCUGCAGAUGACUGGACCAUCCAGAUGGUGAUUAACCCCAUUGGAGCAAGCAAGCACUGCACACGCGAGACCCCGCAGCCAAAGCCUCAGGCUUUUCCAGCAGCUUCCAGAAUCAUGCUAUUUCCCACACCCAUCUGUUUAGAACCAGAUGUACAAUAUUCCCUUGAUGUCUAUUUUUCCCAGCCUUUGGAAGGGAGGUUCAAGGCUCAUUCACACAUCCUGGUUGAUUCCCUUGGUUUUAUUCCCCAAAUCAACUCACUGAAGAAUUUCUGCAGCAAGCAGGAUUUAGAUGAAUAUCAGCUACACAACUGUGUUGAAAUUGCCUCAGCAUUGGGACCUCAGGUGCUCCCUGGAGCAUAUGAAAGGCUUAUAGCCAGUUUGUCUGCCAGGCUGCACAAUGGGGCCGUGGCUUGCAAGUGUCAUCCACAGGGCUCGAUGGGACCCAGCUGCAGCCGACUGGGAGGCCAGUGCCGAUGUAAGCCUGGUGUGACUGGCCGCUGCUGUGACACGUGCUCAACAGGAAGCUAUGGUUUGGGGCAACGUGGCUGUCACUCUUGUCACUGCCACCCUCAAAGGUCACAGAGCGCCAUAUGUGACCAAGUAGCGGGACAGUGACCCUGCCAUGGAGAAGUGGCCGGCCGCCAUUGUGACCGGUGCCUGGCAGGCUACUUCGGAUUUCCCAACCGCUGCCCCGUUUGUAAUGGGUUUGCUGAACUUUGUGAUCCAGAAACUGGGUCAUGUUUCAACUGUGGCGGAUUUACAACUGGGAGAAACUGUGUGCAGUGUGGAGAAUGCUCUGCUGGUUUCUAUGGAAAUCCAAGAAUUUCCAGAGCACCCUGCCGGCCAUGUGCCUGUAACAACAAUAUUGAUGUAACUGAUCCAGGGUCCUGCAGCCCAGUCACAGGGGAGUGCCUUAAAUGUCUGUACAACACUCAGGGCCCCAACUGCCAGCUCUGCAAACCAGGUUACUUUGGAUCGGCCCUCAAUCAGACCUGCACGAGGUGCUCUUGUCACCCCUCUGGCGUGGGUCCCACUGAGUGUCCCCCCAGUGGGGAACCUUGCCUCUGUGACCCUGACACUGGCAUGUGCCCAUGUCUGCCCAGCGUCACAGGCCGGACCUGUGACCACUGUGCUGAUGGAUACUGGAAUCUGGUCCCUGGCAGAGGAGGUCAGCCAUGCGAUUGUGACCCCCGGACCUCGCUCAGCAGCCGCUGUGACCAGCUUACAGGCCAGUGUGCGUGUAGAUUAGCCUAUGAUGGGAAACGCUGCUCUGAGUGUGAGGAAAAUCAUUAUGAGGAUCUAGGCCGAUGCAUUCCAUGUGACUGCAACAAGGAAGGUUCCCAGAAGCCGGUCUGUGACCAGGACACAGGCACGUGUCGAUGCCAGGAGGGCAUUAGCGGCCCUCGAUGUGAUCGCUGUGCCCGGGGUCAUGACCAGGAAUUCCCCACUUGUCUUUGGUGUCACUUGUGCUUUGAUCAAUGGGACCACACUAUUUCUUCCCUCUCCACAGUGGUGCAAGGGUUAAUUAGGCUGGCUGCUAACAUGGAAGAUAAAAGAGAGACCCUGCCUGUCUGUGAGGCCGACUUCAAAGGCCUCAGAGAAAACAUGUCUGAAAUAGAAAGGAUUUGGAGACAUCCUGUUUUCUCAUCUGAGGAAUUCUCAAAAGUCAAGGAUUAUCAUGACUCUGUUCGUAAACAAAUCAUGCAACUAAGUGAGCAGCUGAAAACAGUGGAUGAAUUUGAAGACCUGAAAGAAACAAUAGUGAGGAGUGAAACAAACUUCUUACUUGAAGAUCUUCAGGAAGGAAAUGAUUUGCACUCCAGUGCCUGGAAUGCAAGCCUCAUGGAUUUUUCAAAGAACAUCAAGAAGUAUUAUCAGAGUUCUUUAUCUACUGAAAAGAAAACUAAUGAAACUACAUCCAUCAUAAACAACUCCAAAAAUACCAGGAAUUACUUACUUAGCAUCUUAGAUACACUAACCUCAAAAGAAGACUUGUCAUUGGAGAAAUUAAAGCAGAUCAAGAUGCCAAAUAUUCAAAUAUUGCAAGAAAAGGUGUGUGGAGCAGGAGAGGACCCAGCCUGCGUGCUCUCGUCCUGCGGCGGCCCGAGCUGUUACGGCUCCCCAGCCCUCUCAACGAAUGCCCUGCAGAAAGCUCAGGAAGCAGAGUCUGUGCUUCACAGUUUGAACAACCAAGUUCACAGGUGGAAGAAACAGAACAGAAAUAUAAGUAAACUGGCAGAAGUUUGCAAAAAGGGUGCAUUACAGCUAAGAAAGAAACUGAGGAAUAUGAAAAACCAAAGUGAAUCUGAAGAAGAAAAAAUGAAUCUUCUAGUAAAAAAACUGAAAAUAUUUUUGUUAGAGGAACGCGUGCCUCCAGAGGACGUAGAGAAGGUGGCAAAUCGUGUACUUGACAUCCACCUCCCAAUAACAUCGCAAAAUCUAACCCAUGAACUUGACAAAAUACAGAAACUUAUGCAACUCUGUGAGGACUACAGGACAGAAGAGGACAGGCUAAACAAAGCAGCAGAUGGAGCCCAGGAGGUUUUGGUGAAGGCAAAAGCAGCUGAAAAAGCAGAAAAUGUUCUAUCAAAUCUCAGCAAAAUGUUGAAUAAGUUGCAACAAGUUCAGAUCACUCAAGGACGGGCAGAUUCUACCAUCACACAGCUGACUGCCGAGAUAACAAAAUUCAGAAAGGACGAACUUCAGGCUGAAAAUCAGGCCCAGGAGAUGAAGAAUAAGCUGGACGUAGCAAAGCACCAGUCAGCGUUGGAGGGUGGACUUGCCCAGCUGCAGACCACACUGCAGAGGAAUCGAGGAGAGGCUGGCCAUGCACGAGCUCAGGCUGAAGCAGCCCGGCACCAGGCUGGGGGUCUUGAGGAGGAGUUUGUUGAGCUACAGAAUCAAUAUGCUGUUCUUCAGCAUAAGAUGAGCAUAUCAGGGCUGACGAAGGAAACAUUAGGAAAAGUGAAACAGCCAGAAGGUGCGGCAGCAAAACCGGCUGGAGACACAGAGGACAAGAUGGGAAGAAGAGAAGAUUUGGAAAAGAAGAUCUAAGCUUUGAAACUUAGUAAACAAGAAAAAGCUGAUCAGCUGAAACAGUUGGAAGAUCAAGUCAUUGCCAUUAAAAAUGAAAUUGUCGACCAAGAAAAUAAUUAUGCUACCUGCUACAGUUAGGUGGAGUUAAAGUACAGAAUCAUGUGUGCCUUCAUUUCUGGCUUCUGAUGAGCAAACCUGAGGAGCUGUGCUGAAGCUGAGAAGCACAAAUGACCAGCCUUUUCUGCCUCCUCCUCUGAGCCCUCUCCUUGCCCAGCAUGGCUGGGGAGUGAAGUCUGACCAAGGAAAUGCCACUUCAUAUGGAAUAGAAAUGGAGUAGUAAAAAGAUCAUCUCUAGUUUCAGAAAAUUUUGCUUUUGCCUUCCUCUCCUUUCAUAGCUUAAAAAUAAUGACUUGCAUGUUACAAGUGUAAAUCUAUAAAUAAGUAUGUAUUUAUACUCAUUUCAAUCCAAUGGCCUAAGUGUUAAAUAAGUUGCUAGCACUUGGGGUUGGGGGAGUGGGGAGUUCUAAUCAACAGGCAGGAUGUUUCAGUUAAACAAGAUGAGUACAUUGUAAAGAUCUACUGCAUAUUAUACAUAUAGUCAGCGAUAACAUAUUAUACACUUAAAAAGCAAUGAGUAUAAAUCUCAUAUUAAAUGUUAACAAUAAGAUAAAAAUGAAUUUAAACAAAUUAAACUAAUAUCUCUAAUACUAGAAUGGCAUAAAUAUGGAUGGCAUAUACUAGA